Messenger RNA from Glycine soja, 1668 nucleotides. RefSeq names its product solute carrier family 35 member F1-like. The record is from RefSeq and is a predicted model, not a curated record. Bases 190 to 1179 code for a protein of 329 amino acids. NCBI's taxonomy places the organism in Eukaryota, Viridiplantae, Streptophyta, Magnoliopsida, Fabales, Fabaceae. Gene Ontology annotation, molecular function: transmembrane transporter activity. The transcript has 11 exons. Gene Ontology annotation, cellular component: membrane. Gene Ontology annotation, biological process: transmembrane transport.
UCGAAACAGAACUCCCAAGGUGGACGGUUGAAAACAGUCAGUUGUAAACUCCGCAAUGCUGAUUUCCAUUCUCUCUUAGUGUCAGUCUUAUUCCUCCCGAACCCGAAAUUCAGUCCUUAAAUGAUAAAUAAUAUCCCAGUUGUUUCUGCAAAAGGGUGUUAGCUGCUAAACUUGGGGGAGUAGGAAAACAUGGCUACUUUCGAGCAAUUUUGGAGCAGAAAAACGUUACUAGGUCUUGGUUUGGGACAGUUUCUUUCUCUCCUCAUCACUUCCACUGGUUUCACCUCUUCUCUAUUGGCUAAAAAAGGAAUUAAUGCACCAACUUCUCAGUCGUUUCUAAACUAUGUGUUCUUGGCAAUUGUCUAUGGGAUUAUUGUUCUAUACAGAAGGGAAGCACUCAAGGCAAAAUGGUAUUAUUACAUACUUCUUGGAUUGGUUGAUGUUGAAGCAAAUUUUCUUGUUGUGAAGGCAUAUCAAUAUACAUCACUAACAAGUGUGAUGCUGCUUGACUGCUGGUCCAUCCCAUGUGUCAUGCUUUUUACAUGGAUUUUCUUAAAAACAAAAUAUGGAUUCAAAAAGGUCACUGGUGUAGUUGUUUGCAUUGCUGGCCUUGUCCUGGUUGUAUUUUCAGAUGUCCAUGCAGGCGACCGGGCAGGGGGAAGCAAUCCUAGUAUAGGGGACAUUCUUGUUAUUGCUGGUGCUACAUUGUAUGCUGUCAGUAACGUCAGCGAGGAGUUUCUAGUGAAAAAUGCUGAUAGAGUUGAGUUGAUGGCAAUGUUGGGACUCUUUGGUGGCAUUAUUAGUGCCAUUCAAAUAAGCAUACUUGAGCGCAAUGAGCUCAAAUCUAUUCACUGGUCAGCUGGGGCAGUUCUUCCUUUUGUUGGAUUUGCGGUGGCUAUGUUUAUGUUUUACUCUUUAGUCCCUGUCCUACUUAAGAUCAAUGGUUCCACUAUGUUAAAUCUGUCUCUAUUGACCUCUGACAUGUGGGCUGUCUUAAUUCGCAUUUUUGCUUACCAUGAGAAGGUUGAUUGGAUGUACUAUGUGGCCUUUGGUGCUGUUGUUGUUGGUCUCAUUAUCUACUCUGGUGGUGACGGAGAUGAGAAUCAAGACCCUCAUCAUGUUGCUGAAGAUGCUAGCCAAAGACAACAUGAUGAAGAAGCUACUUCAGGUAAAUCAUAAUAUAACAGCAGCCAGGCUGGAAGCUCAAAACACUAAGCACGCCUGAAGAGGUGCUUGAAAGGUAAAACCAUGACAGAGUCUCCUCCAAAGAUGAAGAUUUUACUUCCAUUCAAUUUGUGUAGAUGGAAUUUUGAGUGUUUUGGACGGUUUUUUGAAAGUUGGUACUAGAUUUUUAGUGAACAUAGUUUGCUAAAUAUGAUAUUUAAUUAUUUUUGAAGAAAAUCUAUAAGAAAGAUUUUCGGAGAUAAUAAGUAACAGCCGUUUAUUUUUUCGUAUGAAAUUUGGGAUGUUCGAUUAAAUUUGGUAGCCAUUGUCCUGUGAAAGUUUUGAAUGUAAUAUUUAUCUCCAUGAUUGGGAGUAGUUGUUAAUCCUAUUUGGUCCUCUCGAUGUCCAAUUUCUCACAAGCAAGAAAAUAUCUCUCAUAUAUAAAUUGGAACUGUUGAGCAGACAAUGUUAACACGGUUUCAACAACAACAAAAAAAAAAAGAU